Pocillopora damicornis (cauliflower coral) is the source of this 5507-nucleotide messenger RNA. RefSeq lists its product as uncharacterized. Lineage: Eukaryota; Metazoa; Cnidaria; Anthozoa; Scleractinia; Pocilloporidae. The record is from RefSeq and is a predicted model, not a curated record. Gene Ontology annotation, molecular function: protein binding.
UUCUGCGAGUUGUAGAUCUCAUAAUUUAAAUAUACACGCUAUGCGCUUGUUAAGGCUUCAGGUAAGACAGGAAUAAGAAACAUACUAACAACGAUUCUUCUACAAAGAGCUGAUAUUGUAAGGUAUGUGUUUUUUUCAUUUUCUAAUGUAAAUCUUCAAAAAGGAAUAGCAGGUUUUGUUAUUAUAUUGCGCAAAUUUAUGAUUGCUCCUCUGGAAGAGAAGUUUGAAUUAUUUCGAUUGAUUCAUUUAACAUUUCAAAAAGUGCUUCAGAUUUAAAACGUAUUUCGCAUGUAAACGUGGCAUGUACAAAUUUGAACGUGAGAAUAGUUGCAUGAAAACAAGAAAGUUCCUUCCUGUUUUGACAGUGAUGUUCAAACCGAUAGAUGACAAACCAUGGAAAAGAAAUUCUGAAAUUAAAGUUACCCUUCUUUUGAUGAAAAUUUGAUCACCAGAAAGUGUCUGCUAAGUAAGGGUGGUCGAAUGGGAACUUAACUGCUUUUAGUUUUUAACUGUGUUGGUUCAAAAGUAGGUUGACACGCGAAGUUAACGGCAAUGACAGUUAGCUAAUCUGAACAGUUUGGUUUGACACAUUUUUCCUGUAAUUCUUUAUUUUUCGUUUUCGCGCUCACACGGUUGAAAGACAACGUCAGGGAGUUAAAUUUUCUGCAGUUUGCCUUAAGCUUUUUUCAUUUCCCCCAAUAUUUCACUCCGAUUCAGCUCUUAUCUUUCCGUGCUCCGAGACAGAAAUUUCUUCGCGCGAAUCAUCGAGAGCUCACUCUUUGAUGCUGACCAGAUGUUAUUGCAGGCCCUAUCAUAAAAGAACAACAAAUGCACUGAGCAACAGGGACUCCAUAGGAAUGCGUGACGUGCCCGUGGGUCCUAGCAAACAAACGAAAUAAUUUCCCUGAUACAUUUUGUUGCUUGGUUGAUCUGAUGGUAUGCGGAGUAAACAAAAAGAACACGCACGCUCUUUAGUCUAUACUGGAUGCAGAAUUCGCUUUACUGGCCAAGCAUGUUGAGAAAUAACUCGGUAGCAACAGGUCCGUAAAUGAAAACUAGUACACGCUUCACGGAAAUGUGCAAAGGACUGCGGUGUGUGUUGUUCGAUCCAAGAUGACCAACUUAAAGUUAAUCAUUCACUAAUAGGAGGCAUCAGCGAGUUUGUUAGGGAAGAUGGAGAGAGAUCUAAGGACUCUAAGAAGAUCGAAGCUUAUGAACUAUUCAGAGUUUCGUGUAAUGACCACAGCUCUUGAAAAGUACUACAAAGAUGUAAAAAUUGCAAUUCUGACAGGAAAGAGAGAUGCUAAAGAUUUGGAUUUGAGGCCCUAUUUAUACGAUGAAGGAGAUCCAUAUGAUAAACCCUUUUAUGGAACGUUGUUGAAGAUGCUCUCUGAGGUGGCAACGUCAAAGUAUUUUGAGAAGCAACAUGAGGAUUUGUUGAAGAUUUACAAGUGGUACAAGGCAAACAAGAAGUUGAUUACAUCACCACCUAAAGUUCCAAUUCCAAACCCUGAGAAGAGUGACAGGAAUUCUGAUGGUCAGGACAGCUUGGAUGAAGAUGAUGAGGAGGAAGAACUGAAGGCACUCACCAAGAUUCCUAAACUACAUCUGAGACCAAAAACAGCACCUUCAGUUGAGAGCCGAAUGGGAGCUAGAUAUGUGACUUGGAAUGAGGCCCAACAGCAGAAAGGUCCUAAAAGACCUUCAUCAGGCUCAAAACUACUGAAACAUCAUAGGGACUUUGGGAGUAAGGAUUCCCUUACAAGAAGCCUUCAUAUCAUUCCUUACGGACCACACCCAAGUGAUAGCUCUUAUUUAGAACAUGGUUAUGUGCCUGGUGGAUAUUUGUUAAGGCCCGGUACUGCACCACCCAUGCUCAGGAAUAAUAAGACAAAGGUAAAUUCGGAUAUGCUCAAGUCAUUCAUCCUCAGACCAGCAAGCAGCAGUUCAGCCCCAUACUCUUCACCGAUGAUUUCACCCCUGUCUUCACCAAGGGACUCUCCUGUUCCUUCAAGUAGAACCAAGUCUCCUUUGACAGCACAUUACACUCCUGACAUUGUUAAAGAACCGUCCGUAAAAUUAGCUUCUGGUAUCGUGAGAGACAGAAGUAAUUAUCCAGCUAUAGAGGAGGCAGGAAUGAACAGUGAAGACAAGACGAAUAGUAAUAACGAGAAGACUUCUCCUCCUGUUAAUUGUUCAGAAAAGGAUGUCAUACCGAAAAAUUCUACUCCCAUGCAAUUGGAAGAAAUUCUAGAACAUCAGAAAAAGGAGGAGAAAUUAUUAGAGGAGCAGCACGAGUUACUACAGAAAAAACUCUUACAUGACUAUGAUAAUUACAUCAAAGACUUGGGUGCAGCCCAAGAGAAACAAGUUGAUUUAGAAAUUGUCAAUGGAGAUUUGAGUGUGAAGAAACGAUCUACACCACAAGAGGAAAGAAAAACUAUGAAACCCACUCCUGUUGGAACUUAUGACCUAUCUGAACCUGAAGUAAUACCUAGUUAUUCCAUUAUGUACUCUGGAUCAAGUACAGUCAGUAACCAAAGUGGACAUACAUCAGAAAAUAGCCAUCAGUGGAGCAGUAGAAGUGCAGUCAGACAUCUCAGACAUGCUACAGUACCUCCACACAACAACGCACAGGAAGUAAUCAAAGUAGAUGCAGUCCUUGGAAUGGUCACACCUAUAGGGAUGCAGAUGGAGUACGACCGGGAGAGGGUGAAUGGCCAAAAAUUAUCAUCAUGUCCUCUGCAGCCAGCCAAAGUGGUUUCUGUGGAAGGUUCUACAAAAUCUUCUGCCCAUACCUCGGUUGAUGGAGACUUUUUGGCCGCUCCGGUCCCCAACGGUAAUAACCAUUCUAAAGUGGAGGACGGGCAUAAUAACCCUUCGCAAACCGCAUGUGAACAGGAGACAUUAUCUCCGGAGAAUUCGUUCACCUCAUUGGGACCGGCGUCGGACACAUCAGAUAACAGAUCCAUUGAACUCAAAUAUAAGGAACCGGAGCUGAUUCCCGAGAGGACCCCAAGAGAUUACACUGUACACUUCCCUCAGGAAAAGUCUCCAGAAUCAAUAACGAUAAAGAGCUACAGGACUUCAGGACCAGUCGUACCGGAUUCUAUCAGAUAUCAAUGGACCGAUGAUGGAUUUGGUAACAGAACAUACCUCAAGAAGCUUAAGGGACCGACAUCUCCGCGCAGUUCGAGAAAGAAACUUCAACAGCCGACCAAUCAGGUGACAAUGCCCACCGGUAGCCGCUCAUUGGACAAACGAACUCUGGCCUCCCUUGUGGUAGUCAGACAUCUUGGUGACGCAGAUAGAAGAAACAUUGAUUGCAUAUCAGGGCCACAGGGAGGAAAGCUUAUUUUGGGUCCGGCGGGCACCGAAUCCGAUAACAUGGAUUACGCCUACAAUCUAGAGUACCUUUCUUUCUGUCAGCCUGUGGGCCCCAGGCUCGGCGAAUGUGAAAACCCGUCAACAGUAAACUGGUAUUUACAAGGAGAACACGGACUUUACCGCGAGACAUUUAAGAGCCAAGCAGGACUGAUUAGCGAUGAUCUGAAGUCUCGUCGUACUGAUGUACGAAUUCCUAAAGACAACUCCCUCAUGGUUAAAGGCCGACAUUUUGGUGCCGCAGAUGAACCCAAACAACAAGAAAAACCGACCUGGGAACCACAGGAGUUGUCAUCACCGUCCACUAUCAGCUUGGACAGCGGUCAUAGCAGCGUUACCACGAAAAGUAAAGACACAUUACGUCCCUCGUCACCAGCUCUUUCAUCUCCACAAGCCCGUUCGUCUUCACCGGCCUCGACUUCACGUAAGGUGAUCCCUAUCCCCACAGCCAGUCGCUCGUCCAGACCAUCCUCUGCCCGUAGCACGUGCAGUGCACAUGGUGCAAUAAACACUUCCAACUUUUCGGUGCGGGACUUUAAACACUUUUGUUGGGAUGAAGAGUACUUGCUAAUGGACGACUACAUAAGGCAAAGAGAAGUCUGGGCCGCCGUUAAUAUUCAGCGGAUAUUCCGAGGUUUCAUCGGAAGACAGUAUGCAAAACAGCUGAGAGUAGCAGACAUUGAGAGGCAGAGAAAGGCAGCGGUUAUGCUACAAAGUAACUUUCGCGGAUUUCUUGCCCGGAAAAAGGUAAUGGAGCAGAAAAUACAAGAAUAUAAACCAAGUUCACGUGACCUGGAAUGGGCUCGAAAGUACAAACAGGAUCUGAAAAAGAGGGAAGAGGCCAGAAAACAGAAGAAUCAACAUGCCAUGUUUAUGCAAAACAGAGAAGCUGACAAGCAUGGGCAACAAAUAAAACAAGUGCAGGCUCAUCAACUCAUUUUUGACGUGUUCCAUCCAACACCUGAGGGUCCAACUAAAGCCCAAAAGAAAGCUGCUGCUGUCACCAUUCAAAGGUAUUUCAGAGGCUGGUUUGUUCGUCGAAUGCUUGAAAAAUCAAAAGCAAAGGCCUUGAAACGGACCUUGUCUUUCAGCAAGUUUAUUAAAGGUUACCAGGAACUUCUCUUCAGGAUUCAAAAGCGAUACGGUAUAAAAGAACCAACAACUGCACUGGAGUUUAACGAACUGAUGGAAUAUGUCGAGCGACUUAAUAAGUACGAAGUAGCAUUUGAUAAAUUUGCCACAAAUGGUCUCUUGCAAUAUAACGACAUCAAGGAGUUCUUGUCUGCCAAAGGUCGUGCUCUGACCAAAGCUGAAGCUGUAGAGGUAUUAUUUCAGAUUUACGUUCCAAAAGGUACAAAAAUGAAAUUAUCUGACGUUCGUAAAUCUACUUGGCUAAAUCCACUCGACGAUGGAAGGGAUAUUAUGCAAAUGUUGUCUAAAAAAGACUUGGAACAAACCAACCUACUGAAAUGUUUGGAAGUUGUGGCUGGUGCAGGAAAGGAGAGCGAUGAGAUUCAGGACUUGCUUCGACCAGGAUCAGCUGCGGCGAAACAAAACGACAAAAAACAACAAGGAAAGAAAAAAUCAACGGCAAAAGCACCCCGCAAAGCUAUCUUGGCCCAGUAUCCCAUGCGGCCGUCAACACCAACUACAAAAUCUCCUAGGCCUCCAUCGGCAAAAAAGCCCAGUAAAAGAUGAAAUUGGUAAUAACCCUGUUAACCCACGUGAGGGCAGAUUGACCAACACUUCAGACGUAAAGAAAUAACAUGAAUAUUUCUAAGAAUUUUUAACCCUCGGCAAGGCGUGGCGACGUUUCCCAUGCUGGCAGUUCAGACAACUGCUUGUUCUGCCUUUCUCCUCGCCGCAACAUGCACUACGACGUCACAACCUGACUUUGGGACAUCCAAUUUUUCUCGAUUUUUUUUUCUUUUUUGCAAGACAAUACUCUGUACCCUCUUUGUACUUUUGUGCUUAGCAUAGGCGUAGCCUGAAUAUUAUGAUUGAUAAAUUACUAUAGAAUGAGAAGAACUGAAAUAUAAAGAAACUUUUUUGUCAUUACACUCUUGUUGUUAAACAGCAAAUUAGACUGAACCGAUGAAAAAUAAAGAUAAAUUAAAAUAUUA